Molecule: messenger RNA, 1782 nt
Organism: Aspergillus pseudotamarii
Lineage: Eukaryota; Fungi; Ascomycota; Eurotiomycetes; Eurotiales; Aspergillaceae
Gene: kexA
Product: serine-type carboxypeptidase kexA
Exons: 3
Coding region: 1-1782 (593 amino acids)
Biological process (GO): apoptotic process; proteolysis
Cellular component (GO): trans-Golgi network
Molecular function (GO): serine-type carboxypeptidase activity
Source: RefSeq, a predicted model, not a curated record
AUGGCUUGUGUCAUUACUCGUCUUAUGGGGCCCACAAUUGACCUCGGCCAAGUCAGCUGCGGAUUACUAUGUUCGCUCGUUGCCAGGCGCCCCCGAUGGACCCUUACUGAAGAUGCAUGCUGGAACAAUGGUAAUCUCUUCUUUUGGCAUUACCAGAAUCGCCAUAUUGCCAACCGUCAGCGGACUGUAAUCUGGCUAAACGGUGGCCCGGGCUGUAGCUCAAUGGAUGGUGCAUUGAUGGAGGUAGGCCCAUAUCGAUUGAAGGACAACCUUACGUUGGAGUAUAACGAAGGUUCUUGGGAUGAAUUUGCCAAUCUACUUUUUGUGGAUCAGCCGGUUGGAACCGGCUUCAGUUACGUUAAUACCGACAGUUAUCUUCAUGAAUUGGACGAGAUGUCCGCGCAUUUCAUUAUAUUCUUGGACAAGUUCUUUGAGCUUUUCCCGGAAUAUGAAAGUGAUGACAUUUAUCUUGCGGGCGAGUCCUACGCCGGUCAGCAUAUACCAUAUAUUGCCAAAGCUAUUUUAGAUCGGAACAAGGACGCAGUGAACCCUUGGAACCUGCGUGGUCUUUUAAUAGGCAACGGUUGGAUCUCUCCUGCGGAUCAGUAUCCCUCCUACUUGACUUUCGCAUACGAAGAAGGUCUUAUCAAAGAAGACAGUCGGACCGCGAAGAGCCUGGAAGUGUUACAGUCGGUCUGUCAAUCGAAGUUGGAGACAGGUGGAAAAGAUAAAAUACACAUCGGUGACUGUGAAACAGUGUUGCAGGAGCUUCUGUCAAAGACUCUAGACUCUGACAACAAAUGUUACAACAUGUAUGAUGUCCGCCUCCGCGAUACGGCUCCGUCUUGUGGCAUGAACUGGCCCCAGGAUCUUAAGGAUGUGAAGCCGUAUUUACGCCGGGCGGACGUUGUUAAAGCUCUAAAUAUAAAUCCUGAAAAGAAGUCAGGGUGGGAGGAAUGCUCAGGGGCUGUCAGCAGUUCUUUUCUUCCGCAAAAAUCAGUGCCAGCUGUUCAAUUACUUCCCAGUCUACUCGAAUCGGGGAUUUCAGUUCUUCUAUUUAGCGGUGAUAAAGACCUCAUUUGCAACCACGUCGGAACCGAGCAGCUUAUAAACAAUAUGAAAUGGGGUGGUGGAGUCGGCUUCGAAACAUCACCGGGUGUCUGGGCUCCCCGGCAUGAUUGGACUUUUGAGGGCGAGCCAGCGGGUAUCUAUCAACACGCGAGAAAUUUGACCUAUGUUCUCCUUUACAACUCUAGCCACAUGGCGCCUUACGAUCUCCCUCGCCAGACUCGAGACAUGCUGGAUCGCUUCAUGAAGGUUGAUAUAGCAAGUAUCGGAGGUAGCCCUGCGGAUUCGCGCAUCGAUGGUGAAAAACUGCCUCAAACAUCCGUGGGUGGUCAUCCGAACAGCACUGCAGCCGAAGAGCAGGAGAAGGAGAGGAUGAAACAGGCAGAAUGGAAGGCCUAUGCCAAGUCUGGAGAGGCAGUCCUCGUGGUUGUCAUCAUUGGCGUUUCCGUCUGGGGCUUCUUUAUUUGGCGCAGCCGACAACGACAUCGCAGGUAUCAAGGCCUGUAUCACGAGGAUGUGAGUGGGACAUCCGUUCUAGAGCGCUUUCAUAACAAACGCUCAGGGCCGGACGUAGAAGCGGGAGAUUUUGAUGAGUCUGAGCUCGAUGAUCUCCAUUCGCCAGACAUGGCGCGAGAACAUUACGCAGUGGGAGAGGACAGCGACGAAGAUGGCGUGAACCGACAGCAUCAGCGAACAGCCAUAAAUCCAAGCUGA